Parnassius apollo (apollo) is the source of this 1524-nucleotide messenger RNA. The record is from the annotation of a GenBank genome assembly. Lineage: Eukaryota; Metazoa; Arthropoda; Insecta; Lepidoptera; Papilionidae.
AUGCUAAUGAAUCCUGUUGCAAACAAACAUUUACCUAAUAGGAAUAUGGUGAAAAAAGUAAAAGGUAGAACUUUUCACCUUCCUUUGCCUCUUGAAGAAACUUUGAAAAAGCUGCCUAGACCAGAACACCCAAUUACUAACACUGAAAUGUAUAUUAUGGUACGAGGUAUGCCAACAAAAUCAAAAAUAGUGUGGGAGGAUAUUGUAGAUGUCAAUAAAGUUUACCAAGCCUUACAAUAUUUAAAAUGUGUAAAUGCUCUUUACUCUCAAAUACAACUUCCACAUUCACCUCAACAAUUGUUUGCUUAUAUUAACGAAGAGCACAAUAUCCAUCAUAUAGUAGACCAAUUAGAAUCUCAAGUAGAUAACUUUGUAGGAGAAAACGAUGGGCUACUAACACAAGUUACAUCAGAAAAAGAGGCUGACUAUGAACAAUACACUAUUUACCCCUUGCAUGAAAGGAGGAGAAAUGCUCCUAUUUCAGAACUCUACCAAAUGCUCAAAGUCAAUGCUGCUCCAAUAGAUUUUAAAGAUAAAGAUUUAGAUGUAAAGUGCUUUCCUGAUCUUUACGUAGAAGGUAAAUAUGGGCAGUUUUAUGUUCGGCAGCAAAAGUUAGCAUCUAGUGAAUAUAUUAAAGCAAGACUAAUGUCAAAACACUCUCAAUUCCGCCUAAAUCAACAGUAUUUAUUUUUCCUACUUAAUGAUGCUAAUAUACGUCAAAUAAAUUCAGGGAUAUUCUAUAAAAUGAAUUGCGUUAAUCAAAAACAAAAAAUUACAGCCGAACAAUAUUUUGAGAUGCUUAAUAAAGAUGAGUUAGAAGGUGACUUAACAGCGAUAUUUGGUAGGUUAAGAAAUACGGAACAGUUUUGGAAAAAACCGAGAAAUGAUGUCAUCUGUAUGACACAAUACUACGGGCCAGCAACCUGGUUUCUCACCAUGAGUCCUUCGGAAUGGAUGUGGGAUGAUUUAGGUGAGUAUCUUAGGGAAGUUAACGGUCCUGAAAUGGCGAACAAGAGCAUAAGUGAAUUAGUUGCACUAGAUCCUGUCUCCACUUCUCGAUUUAUUGAUAACAAGUUUAAAGCUAUGUUGGACUUCAUUAUGUCGUCCGAUGAGCCCCUUGGAAAAGUAAUACAUUACUUUUGGAGACGAGAAUAUCAAUCCCGUGGAGCGCAACACUUUCAUUUAAUGUUAUGGGUAAAAGACGCCUCCAUACUUCACGAGUGCUCGCUUGGUGUGGUUGCAUCAUUCAUUUCAAAGUACGUAACAUGUGCUAUACCUGACAAGAAUGUUUCACUAACACUCUAUCAACGAGUUACGUCAUAUCAGACCCAUAAACAUAAUAAGUAUUGCAUGCGCCAAAAGAAAACAAGACAAGGUUUCGUAAAAGUUUGUCGUUUCAGAUUCCCCCGCCCGGUCACAGAAAUACUUAUUAUUAGAGAUAUAAUAGAAUCAAUAGCUGCAAGAAAACAUUGUCCCCUAACAAUAGACUUUACUAUAUUGUACGAAAAAAAGAAUGGGUUAUGA